Linum trigynum is the source of this 2119-nucleotide messenger RNA. NCBI's taxonomy places the organism in Eukaryota, Viridiplantae, Streptophyta, Magnoliopsida, Malpighiales, Linaceae. The record is from the annotation of a GenBank genome assembly.
AUUAAAUUGUUCGUUGCUUGGCCUCCGCGAUAUCUCCCUCUCACGCUCUGCGCUUUCUUUGCGCUUUCAUUUGCUCGCAUUUCCCAAGUCUCUCUCAACAAACUCUCCGCUCUGCUAAAACUCCCUUACAAAACCUCUUUUUUCAGCCUUCAAUCCACCAUAACCCCAGUCCUUCAGAUUCUCUUGGUUUGCCAGUCACAUCUUGCUGCCGAGAGGAACUUCCUGCUCUUUCUAGAUUCCAAAGCUUGUGCUCCCUCCUCUCUGCAGUGUGUGUGUCUUGAUUCUUGCCCAUGAAAUUUUGAGCGUAUUUGAUCGAACUAUGCUCAACUUCUCUCGCCUGCAAACUGUUCGACGAAAUGCCUGAGCCAUGCAUUCAGCCGCAGCAGUGAAGACGCGUCUCUUCGUUCCGCCGCCGAAUUCCCUCCUCCCCGGCCUGAGUUCUCGUACGUUUCCAGUCUCCGUCUUUGCAGUCUGUCGGAGUAGAGUAGCGGUGGUGGUUGGGGGAGGCGGGUGUGGAGGGAGAGAGCAGGAGAAGACUGCUAGUAAUGUUCUUUCUCUGCAUCGCGCGGCGCCGCUGAAGGAAGAAGGGCCUCUCUUGGGCUUUCUUGACGCUAGGAAGAGGAAUGUUAGGGAUUCUUGCUGGGAGUUUGACGAUGGGUUUGUGAGGAGGUGUAGCAAAGAUUGGGGGGGCGAAGGUGAUUCUGCUCUGGAAGCUGAGGUUUUCGAGUUUAUGAAGAAUUCUGAGAACCCGGAGAUGUUUCCGUCCAAGAAACAACUGAUUGAUGCGGGAAGAACGGAUCUUGUGAUAGGUAUUUCGAGGCAGGGCGGCUGGAUGGCUUCGGGGUGGGAUUUGGAAAGCGAAGCAGAGGUAGUCUUGGAGUGGAAGACGGGUAGUGAAUCAAGGGCUUUGCUUUCGGAUGUCAAGAAGGCGGAAAGUGAUCAAGAGCCGAGGCAGGAAGCCUCUCCCUUGCGUCUUACUUCCCAUUCUACUGCUUCUUCACCCCCGAGAUCACUAGAAACUGUUGCAGAGGAUGAUCCUGGAAUUGAUGCUAUGUUGAGUAGACUGGAGAUGCAAAGGAAAGCGGAUUUUGGAUUUAAGAUGCCACAGAGAAGUAAAGUUACUCAUGUCCCCGGUCAUCAUCCUGAAUACGAUGAGCCUUCUAAAGCCUCCAAAGCUUCGACUGUAGCUGAUAUGAAAAACAUCAGUGAAUCUGCUUCACUAAAGAGAAACAAGAAUGACCACUCUCGAGCAGGUUUAGAACCCUUUAGCACUCAGCUUCGGCAUACGGAACCAAAGCUUUCAGCUACAGUUAAUGCAUUAAAAUCAGGUUCUGGUGACAAUAUGUUGCACAAGGCUAUGGGAAAUGCACCUGAUAAACAUCUGGAGCUUUAUGAUGCUUGGGAAUUCCAGGAAACUGGCAUAAUGAAACGGCAGAACAAGUUGCGGUCAAUCCGAGCAAAGAUAGCAAUCGUGGAAGGCAGAAUGGCUCUUGCAAUACUUGAUGCACAAAGGCUAGUGGAACAGAAACAGAAAAGAAUCGAUCAUGUUCAAAAAGGCACCGAGCUUCUUAGGAACGCCUACAUCGCUUUGCCAACUGAAGCCUCAGAAGUGUUUGUAGCAGGAUCAUUUGAUGGAUGGGCUACAAAGAGAAAGAUGUUCAGGUCAGCCACCUGUAUUUUCUCCUUGUUUCUCAAAUUGUAUCCGGGCAAGUAUGAGAUCAAGUUCAUCGUAGAUGGUAACUGGAAGGUUGAUCCCCUGCGCCCUGUUGUUCAACACAGCGGUUAUGUAAAUAAUCUCUUCAUCGUCGAUUGAGAAGAUACCGGAGACUUAACCGAGGACAGAAAGAUACCUUUUGCGGCUAACAGAAAAUAAGAGACUGAUUCAUUGAUUACCAGCAGCAGCUGCUGUGAUUUUUGAUUUUUUUUGGGUCAGUUUCCAUGUAAAAAGUAGAAACUUUCCUUCGGCUAGCUUUCUCUAAUGAUUCUUUUUGCCAAUGGGACCAACAAUAAGGAUAGGGGAAUAGCCGAUAUUGCAGCAUGAAUUGAAUUCAGCGUUACUUUCCCCUUGUUGUAGCUGUAAACAGUAAACCCCUCAUUGUAAUCAAGUACAGAAUCUUAC